This is a messenger RNA of Cyprinus carpio (common carp), 2035 nucleotides long. RefSeq names its product ETS homologous factor-like. NCBI's taxonomy places the organism in Eukaryota, Metazoa, Chordata, Actinopteri, Cypriniformes, Cyprinidae. Gene Ontology annotation, biological process: cell differentiation; regulation of transcription by RNA polymerase II. Gene Ontology annotation, molecular function: DNA-binding transcription factor activity, RNA polymerase II-specific; sequence-specific DNA binding. The record is from RefSeq and is a predicted model, not a curated record. Gene Ontology annotation, cellular component: nucleus.
GAGAUCGCACUCUGUCACAGAAGUUUGGCAGGCCUAAGCAGUGUCACAACGCAAGCUCUCCAUUAAAACUCAGAUCUUCUCUUCCAUACAGACGCUGACAACUUUAGAAAGAGAAAGAAAGAAACAUUUCACUUUGAACCAGUAGCAGUCCGCCUGGAUCACAUUCAACAUCUCUGCACUGGAUCAUGGUCCUUCAGGCCAGCGGUGUCAUGAGUAUCCCAGCUACAGUGAGUGUUAACAACCAGCCACCUGCUUCCUGGACAACCCACUACAACUGCUCUGAUGUGACAUCCGGUUACAUGAGCCGGCUCUGGUCUCAGGAUCUUCAUCCACAAAACUGGACCAAGUACCAGGUGUGGGAAUGGCUUCAACAGACGCUGGACAUGCACCAAAUUGAUGCCACCAGCAUUCCAUUCCAGAACUUUGACCUUGACGGGAGGCAACUGUGCAACAUGAGCUUUCAAGACUUCACACGGGCAGCCGGAUCCGUAGGUUCCAUUCUUUUCCAAAGCCUGACUGACCUCAAGUGGAACGGUCAGUAUGGUCAAACAGAUACGUUUACACCAGGGGACAUUAAAACAGAAAUAGAGACAGACUUCCCUUGUUCAAUCCUCCCCUUCAAAGAAGAAUCCAACUUUUACAACACUUCAGAACUGUUUGAUUUCAAAAGCUCAUUCCAGCCUAACACCAUAUUAUCCUCACCUGCUCCCUCAAGCCCAGAUCCCAAGCGGUCACAAGUCAAAAGACACAACCCUCGCGGGACACACUUAUGGGAGUUCAUCCGAGACAUUCUCCUGAACCCUGAGCGUAACCCCGGCCUGAUCAAAUGGGAGGAUCGCUCCGAGGGGGUUUUCCGCUUCCUCAAGUCAGAAGCCGUGGCUCAGCUUUGGGGCAAGAAGAAAAAUAACAGCAGUAUGACCUAUGAGAAACUCAGUCGAGCCAUGAGGUAUUAUUAUAAACGAGAGAUUCUGGAACGGGUGGAUGGACGUAGACUUGUCUAUAAGUUCGGCCGAAAUGCUCGAGGCUGGAGAGAGUCUGAGAAGUGAAGGACUUUGUCUUCACAUGUAGCUCCCAAGUGAAACCUAUAUUUAUAACAUUGAGUUUUGUUGUUGUUUUUUGAAGUACUUGUCAACUUAUUAUUUGAUUAUAUUUUUAAAUGCUCUUUACAUUGUUUACAUUACAAAUGUACCAUUAAUUUUAUAUGCAUUUGACUCUAUAAGCGUAAAUGUUUUGUAUCUACUGUGAAAAGUCAUUUGUCCUGAAUGCAAGGUCCUGUUCAUCAAGUAGAAUGAACUCAAUUUAGAGUAGACUUAAGGCCUUUUCACACUGAACACGAAAAUUUGGAUCGAAACAAUUGAUCCUAUGGGGCUAUUCACACCUGGCACAAGAAAGUGAGGAUUAUUUUUCAUCAUGUGUGCCGAUUUUUCGCUCCGCGAUGAAACGUGCCAUCCAAUUAGAUUUGAGCUUAGAUCUCGUGUCACUGUUGCACAAAAGAGCAACAGUGGUGGUGCUGUUUCAAAAACCAGUGUAAACAAACACCCAGUGGAUGCUGAGUUCUUGUUAUCGUUCAUAUCUGAGAACGUCUCGGUUAUGUAUGGUAGCCCUCGUUCCCUGAGGGAGGGAAUGGAGACGUCACGUCAGUGACCGACGAACUGGGAUCUCAAUUCCAAUUCGUCGGUCACUGACGUGACAUCGAGAGUGACUGACUGAAAGGGAACAGAUUUAUUCUCACACGUUCAUUAUAAAGAAUAUAAUUUCUAUUCAUUCUCCACUGAAUUAUGUGAUAUGAAGAGCACUGUCCGUUUUCUUUCACUUGCGUGAGUGUUAUGAGUCAGAGUGUGUUCACUCUAGAUCUACCAAUCAUGUGAUCAUAUCUCCUGCCCCUCCACAUGAAAAAAAUUAAGAGAAUAAUUUUUCUACACAUCAAACAUAAAAGCAAAUAGACAUGAGAUUAUGACGAUAUAUUUUCUGUGUAUGUUUUUAUGCAGCUCAUGAUAUUUUCAUAACAAUAAAUGAUGAUUAUGACAAAUGAUAA